Messenger RNA from Ornithodoros turicata, 1229 nucleotides. RefSeq names its product protein YIF1B-B-like (gene Yif1). The record is from RefSeq and is a predicted model, not a curated record. The coding region runs from base 150 to 1115 and encodes 321 amino acids. Gene Ontology annotation, biological process: endoplasmic reticulum to Golgi vesicle-mediated transport. Lineage: Eukaryota; Metazoa; Arthropoda; Arachnida; Ixodida; Argasidae. Gene Ontology annotation, cellular component: endoplasmic reticulum membrane; endoplasmic reticulum-Golgi intermediate compartment; Golgi membrane. The transcript is spliced from 9 exons.
UUGCCAGGGGGCAGGUCGAGCGGAAACUGUAACUCGGUGUGACUGUACACUACAUCUGUUUCCAAUGCAGUUCCAAUGAAAAAAAACUCGUGAACAUUACUUAUUAUUUUUUCUCUUACGAGUGAGCAACGAGACAAGCACAUUUGGAAAUGGACAUGCGCAACGUGCCUCGCCAAGGAGGAAUGCCACCUAGUAGAAACGCUGUGCCACCACCACCACCAAAUAAUUAUCAACCACAAGGGUAUGCUGGUGGACCACAACUCUUCGAAGACACUAGUUAUGCUGGUCAACAACAGCAAGGCUAUGGAGCACCACCAGGACAAGGUGGUGGAUGGCAAGGCUAUGGUGCCGGGCCAUCCUUUCAACCAGAUCAGUUCCUAAAGGAUCCGAUGGCAGCCAUGGCAAUGCAGUAUGGUUCUCAACUUGCUGGCCAGGGUCAAAAAAUGAUGAAUGAAAAACUCGAAAAAUAUGUGUCAGUUUCAAAGUUGAAGUACUACUUUGCCGUUGACACAGCUUAUGUCUGCAAGAAACUGGCUUUGCUGCUGUUUCCAUUUAGUCAUACGGAUUGGGCUGUGAAGUACGACCAAAACGAACCGGUGCCUCCGAGAUACGACGUCAAUGCUCCUGACCUGUACAUUCCCAGUAUGGCAUUUGUAACUUACAUAUUGCUCUCUGGCUACAUGUUGGGCCUGAAUGACAAAUUCACCCCUGAACAGCUGGGAAUGCAAGCAAGUACGGCGCUGAUGUGGCUUACCCUGGAGGUUCUGGUCACUUUGCUAGCAACGUACGUUCUCAGCGUCAACAGUAGCUUGAGGUUGUUUGACAUUAUUGCAUUCAGCAGUUACAAGUUUGUCAGUAUGAUUUCAGCGAUGUUAGCAGGCUUGCUUCUGCAAAGCCUUGGCUACUGGGCCGUAUUAGGAUACACAUGCCUGUCAUUGGAUUUUUUCCUGCUUCGAACGUUACGGAUUGCCGUACUGUCCAACCCUUCUUCGGACCAGUACGGCCACAACUCUCGGAAAGGUCUAUACCUUCUGCUUGGAAUCUGCAUUCUGCAGCCAAUCAUGUGUUACUUCAUGACUUACCGCCUCGUAAGGACGCCCGUUUCCGCCGAGUGAUCACAACAUAAACAAACCGAAUCCAUGUGCAUUGUUACAACCCUAGCUGCUGGACUCAGACGAACCAAAGCAUGUUUUCACGAUUGUGGUGAUUAAAAAUGCAGUGCCAUUACA